Pisolithus orientalis is the source of this 3448-nucleotide messenger RNA. RefSeq lists its product as uncharacterized. The record is from RefSeq and is a predicted model, not a curated record. Lineage: Eukaryota; Fungi; Basidiomycota; Agaricomycetes; Boletales; Pisolithaceae. Bases 229 to 3144 code for a protein of 971 amino acids. The transcript is spliced from 5 exons.
CGAGUUCGCCUCCACGGUAGACACGUCGAUAAGAAACCCCGCAGCGGAAGCGAUAAGGGGUGAUCGGAUUACGUGAUGUAACACAGCAACGAGAUUUUGAAUUUUUUCGAUGACAGCACGGAGUCAUAUGCGACAAAGGGUCGUUCACAAUCACCGCGCUCCCUUGCUGCUUCCCACUUCGCUGGCCGACCUGGUCUGCUUCUCUAAUGUCCAGAUAAUUCACCACCAAUGCACCCCCACGUACCCCACCCUUCCCCAUGGCCUCUCCCAUCUCAUCUCUCUUCCACAAAGCCUCAUCCCUAUGGCACGAGGAUACGCAAGAACUCGGUUCUAAGACCAAGCACACGCCUUCGCCAGUCGUCUCCACCAUACCCAACGCCACGCAAGCUUAGACCCAAGCAGCAGGAAGAUCCUCUCCCUACUUUCCCCUUGCCUAACAUCGUGCUUCAUCCAGAGGAUGCCUCAAGCAAAGUUUUUCAAGCAAUUGGCCGUUCCUUUCUCUCGGUGGACAACCGAGCAAUGACCAUCAAAGAUCUGGCUGAAAUGGCAUUAAAGUUUGGGUUAAUGUGUCAAAACGUUUCUGCUGCUUCCCAAGCCAUCACAACUUAUAUCCGGAAUCAUCUCUCGCGAUGUGAAGCGAAACAGGACCACCCCCUACUGUUGCGACAUGUCCUUUCGGGCACUCCCGCAGAUGACAAACUUGUUCCUGCACUCUACAGCCGAGUAGGUGGUGCGACUAGUGUAAACAAGUCGAUUUCCAAAGAAGGCGUGGAGAGGAAGCCUGCACAGCCCGUGGACGGUAUGCAAGACGGAAGGCUUACCAACUUCAGGCGGGGAACAAUGGUUUGGUAUCUUUCUAAGGCUGCGGGCGUGUCCUGCCCGUUUGCACGUGCUGGGAUACGCCUGUGCGAAUAUGGAAAAGAGGGAAAAGGACAGUCCAUCAUGACCGAAGACGCAGUCGGAUCGCCAAACAAGCCGAAAUGGGACCAGGCGCACUGCGGGGAGAAGAGAAAAAGAUUACGGAGGGGCUGCCGUCAGGCUUCGCAGGAUUUCAACCAACAGUCAAGUAAGGAACGAAGUCGCCCAAGUUCGAAUGUCUCCGCAUAUGUCGCCGAUUCCAGUGACAGCGACAUCGAGGAUGAGGGACGACCGCCCAAAGUGAAGGUUACUCUCCGUCUCCGACCGUCGUCUCCCGUCCCCACCAGUUCACCACCAAGGGAGGUAAUCGAUUUGUCUUCAGAAUCCUCGUCUUCGGAGGAGUCCGACGAAGAUGUCGACAUGCAAUUGUCCUCGCCCGACGUUCCGUGGAGUCUUCCGCCGUACCCCCGUCGAUCGACCACCGUUCCCAGUUACGCACCAACGUACGACGACACCCCAUGCACACGUUUUCCUGGUGCCGAUGCCAGGCGGUCGCCGUCAGUCCCCUACAGUGCCUCACCACCCCCGGACUCCGACCGUGGCGAACUCGACUUAAGCUUCGAUGCCGAAACCGAAUUUGACUGGGAUUCUUCGUCCAUAUCUAUUGCAUCCCCAAUAAUCCCGCUUGAAUCCAUCGAUGAGGCUGACUCUGAGCACGCUCGGGAAGUCAAACAGGAACCUCGGGAUGUACGUGACAUGCUGGACUUGUGGGAGGAUGUCGACUGCACCCCACCUAACCCAUCUACGGUCUCUUCUGCGACAGUCAAAUUGCCGCCGGACGACAUGAAGACUGAUGAGUUUGAGUUUUGGGAGUGGGAGUUUGAAAAUAGUUGGUCUGGCGCUGCACAUGCUCACGAAGACAUGUGCAAUACUGAGAUUAAAAUUGAGGUGGGAGAACCACGUAAUCUGUCUGCUCUGCUUUCGUUGCCCGGCGCGUCUUACUCUCCUGGACCUGGUUUUCCAGUAUCACCGUGCUCCUCAUUCACUCCGUCAUCAUCGUCUUUCCACUCGUCUGUGUCACCAGCUUCCGAUGUUAGCACAGACUCCUCGUUCCGGUGGCCAAUGCCACUGUCGCCACCUUUAUCUCCCCCAUACUCUUCGGUUUUUACUCCUUGCUCGCCAGCUCACGUUUCAUGUGCAGACGGCGUUCUAACUUGGCAGGACACGGAGUUACUCGGACCUGACAGUGUCCAUCCGAAAGAGUUUGAUGAGGGAUGGACGGAUUCUGCAAAAGGCCUGAAUGGCAGAUGUCUUCACUCAGCGCGGCCACACGCGAAAUCUCUUCCUAGACGAGCAGCCAGCACCUCUCCGGAACGGGAGUGUCAAGUACUCGCACGGACGGAAGCGGCUCCACAGGAUACUGCCACAACUGAUGCCCGGCCCGCGGCACCUUCGUCUCGCGGUGUGGUGUCUGAUGCUGUAGUAGUGCACACCUGUCAACCUUGCAUACCCAGCAUCGUUGCAACGCAGGUUGAAGGUAUAUCUGUUUAUCAAACUAUUCUCGGUUCGACAGCGCUGCUGAGACGCAUUGACACCGAUUUCGUGAAUCUUUCUGUGAUUCUGUCUUAUCUCUCUUUGCCCGUUCCGUCUCCCCUCCCCCUGGGGUCCAUCAGUGUUUUUCAUAGGUUAUCUUCAGUUAGUGGGCUCUGGGUACCACUUGGCAUUGCUCGGACGUAUGCGCAGAGACUUCCAGAGGUCGUGAAGGAUACCUUCCUGUCCGACGAACUCGUCAUGCGGUUUCCUAGUGCGUUGCAAGACUUUCAUAAGAAGAGUACACCUGGACGAAUGCUUUAUCAGUUUGGACCUCAUUUCAAGUCGUCUACGCCCACAUCUUCGACACUCAUGGUUGAUCCUGAACAAUCACGAACUGACAAAGAGGUUAUAUGGGAAGCACCCCUCGAUGUGGUUCUCGAAGAACCCUUAGUGAUGAUUCCGCCCUCCUUUGACAUGGCGUUUGCUGCUUUACGCCCCGGCGCCCCUGCCGAAGAUGGUUCCCAUGUGAGGGAGACCCCACUUAGUCAGUCCGAACAAGAGAUGUUCCAUACACUAUGUGUCUGUCCUGAUUGGGAAGAUGAGAAGGAGAUUGAAGUGGUUGGCACUGAGAGCUCAGCCGAGAGUUGCGGUAAGGAGGAGAAACCCUUGCGCCGGUCGAGGCGGGUCGCGGAUGCGGCUGCUGCACGCUCAUGCGCUACACCUCCAAGGACAAGGGGUCCCCGGCACUCUUGACUGCGCCGCUUUUCAUAAAGUUCUACGUUCUGCCAUUUACACACGGACACACUUCGUUUUUCUUAAUCGACGCUGGGGCUAGAUUAUUUGCUUUCGAACUCUUCGUAUACCACCACUAAGUAUCAUAUUACAUCCAUGGUUCUCUUGAGCUGCGCUUUGCAGUACGCUUUGCCGUUUCACUCCUUUCUUCCGCUUGCCUUGAGACCUACUUGCUAUCAAGCAUAUUUUUUUUGACGUGUGUACGCCCCGCUCACCGAGAAUUAAUUUUGUGCUAUUUGUCGGAGUGUGAAUUUGAGAGGCUCUU